GCAUACGCCCGAGGUAGUCGCAGCCUAAACGUUGCACCAGUGAGCGUUUUUGCAAUCUGGGCUGCGCCUAGCUAUUCUGGUUGCUGUCAGAAGCACAACAGCUUGCAGCGACGCGCGCCGACAGGCCGACGGCCAACAAAGCAAACUCGCCUUUGCCAUUAAAAUAAUUGCAAAACACGCGCGGCGCGCGGCAUCGCAUAAGUAGUUGCAGAAAAGGCGCCGCAGCAGGCAUGCCGACGCUCAUGAGCGGCGACGCGCCCAUGGGCGCGAGCCAGGCGAAGUACGCGCAGGUCGCCCAAGACGAAGGACAAAAACCCCUCGAGGUCGAGGCGCCGUCGGGACCCCUCGGGAGCGGCGCGCCGCCGGUCAUGCGCAAGCCGGCCUUCUGGGCGGCUGUUCUAGUGGUGGCGUUGGGGGCCUCCGUGAUGUUAAGUGGUCCGGCAGCCCCACCACCAACCAUCUCGGAAACGCCGGAGACAGACGUACCAGCUACGUCCUACUCGACACCUACUCUACGAGGUACGGAAGAUAGCACGUUAACGGCACUCAUCGCGGAGAACUCGCGGUUGCGCGCCGACCUCGCCAGCAAAGGCACAGGAGGCGCCUCGGACGAGGCCUUUUCUGCCUUGUUCGAGGAGAACGGGAGAUUGAGGGCGGAACUGGCCCAGAAACCAGCUUCGACAGGAGGUGAGUUUGACAUCGGAGCUUAUCGAGCCGAGCGCUUAGCAGCCACACCCCCGAACAUAAUAGAGUGCGCCGAGGCUACUGCAGGCGCGUCCCAGGAGGCCUGCCACCUGCCGAAAGAGCGGCGCUUCGAGGCCAUCCAGCAAAAGGGCAUCACGCUGUGGAUGACCGGGUUGAGUGGUUCCGGUAAGUCUACCAUAGCUAGAGCGUUGGAAGAAGCUCUAGUAUUGAAAUACGGCAAAGUCGUGCAACAGCUCGACGGCGACAACGUGCGCACGGGAUUGAACAGAGAUUUAGGCUUCACACCCGCAGAUAGAGAUGAAUCUGUGAGACGCGUCGGGGAACUCGCUUGUCUCUUCAACGGCGGCGGCGUCAUCACUUUAGUUACGUUGGUGUCACCGUACCGAGCGGCUCGGGACGCCGCGCGCCAAAGACACGAGGAGCAGCAUCUCAAGUUCCUCGAGGUCUUCAUGAACGUGCCCAUCGACGAGGUACGGCCCACGGCGUCUGUUGAUCUUCGUUCGCGUCGCGUCGAUGGCGUCUGGGGGAGAGCAGGCCGUUUUGGACCGCUUCUGUAUAUCGUCGCGGCGCGGCGGUCGCGGCGAUGGCGUCUUCACCACGCUCACGCGAGCGUGUCCGUCCGACGCAGGUCCAAAAACGCGACCCCAAGGGCCUCUACGCGAAGGUGGCUGCCGGUGAAAUUAAGUCCUUUACUGGUAUGAGCGCGGACGCGCCCUACGAGGCGCCUUUGCAUCCUGAGGUGGAUUUGCCCAAUAGGGAUCUGUCGGUGGACGAGUGCGUCCAGCGGUUGCUCGAUGUCCUUAGAAGAGAAGGCGUGCUCGAAGGUGGUAUGACGGAUCCUUCUGGUUUACCUUUGCCGCCGGGGUACGUGGAUGGCUGGCUCGAGGACUCCCUACACUUGUCGGGUAGUGCCGCGAUUACCGCUAAAAACCAAGCUUUGUCGUUACCGAAAGUGCGGCUGAAUGAUAUUGACGUGAACUGGCUCCAAGUACUGGGAGAGGGCUGGGCCGCUCCCUUAAAAGGUUUCAUGCGGGAGUCGGUGUUGCUCCAAUCAUUACAUUUCAAUUCAGUGCUGAUUGAUCCCUUCGGCAAUCAAGGCGACGCGCAUAUCAACGAGGAAGCGACGAACUGGGAGUCGACUUCUCAUGCCUCGACAAGAGCUUCUCUCGCGGUACCGAUCGUGCUACCCAUCACGUCCGGUACGCGCGACGCUAUACUGAACAGUAACCAGAGAACGGUAGCUCUAGUUGAUAAAGAUGGGAAAUUCCUAGGGCAAUUACACGACCCGGAGAUCUACAACAACCGCAAGGAGGAAAUAGUAUCGAGAUGCUUUGGAGCUAUCGACGCCGACCACCCUUAUAUAAAACAUAUCUAUUCGGGUGGUGAUUACCUGUUAGGAGGCGAGAUCGAGCUCUUUGAGAGAAUCACGUAUAAUGAUGGCCUAGACAAGUGGCGCAAGACGCCCAAGGAGCUUUAUGGUGAGUUCAAGGCCAAGGGAGCUGAUGUCGUCUUCGCGUUUCAGACCAGGAAUCCCACACAUGCCGGUCAUGCGUAUUUGAUGAGAACUGGACGAGAACGCUUGGUAGCCAAGGGCCAUUCCAAUCCAGUCCUGUGGCUCUCGCCGCUAGGCGGGUGGACCAAAAGUGAUGACGUCCCGCUCGACGUCCGCGUGAAACAACACCAAGCGAUCUUAGAUGAAGGGAUGCUCGACCCGUCCUGGACGGUCAUGGGCAUCUGGCCCGCUCCUAUGAUUUAUGCUGGACCUACGGAGGUCCAAUUCCACGCCGCUUCGCGCCGAGCGGGAGGGGCCUCCUUCUUCGUCGUGGGUCGGGACGCGGCGGGCAUCAAAGGUUCGAGUGUCGCCGUCACACAUACGGAUGAUGAUAUGUACGACGCCAAUCACGCUAGAUUUGUGUUACAAGCGUCUCCCUUACUUGAUGACGGCGUCAUGCAGCUUUUAUCCUUUGAUAAAUUUUUUUACGAUAAGUCAGAUCAUCAGAUGAAGGCCAUGGACCCGUCGCGCGAAGAUGAUUUCAUAUCUAUCUCCGGAAGUAAGAUGAGGGCGUUGGCGAGGCAAGGCGCGGUCCCUUGCACGGAUCCCAUCCCUUCUGAUCUACUCGCAGCGAACUGCGUCCCGCAGGGCUUCAUGGUGCCCACGGGCUGGGCGAUAGUGUGUGACUACUACCAGAAUGUUGACAGUGGCAAGUUCGUGCCUUGGAGCAAGCGCGUCGCGUACAACGAAGAUAGGGCUACGGACGCGGUGGAAGAAGGGAGAUUCGGUACUACUUCGUACUCCUUAUUCCCGUCGUAUCAAGGCCGUACGAUGGUCUCGCCCUGGCACGACAUUCCCCUGCGAAGCGGUUCUCAUUAUAAUUUCAUCACUGAAAUCCCGAUGUAUACCUCGGCGAAGAUGGAAGUGAGUAAAGAAAAGUACCGGAACCCCAUCAUGCAGGACACGAACAAGGACGGGUCUCCUAGAUAUUAUACCUACGGCGUGCCCUUCUUCAAUUAUGGGUUACUACCGCAGACCUGGGAGGAUCCGGCUCUCAAAUCGGCCGAAGGGUACGGUGGUGACAAUGAUCCUCUAGAUGUGAUCGAAGUCGGCGACGGGCCCCUGCCGAUGGGGUCGACGACUCCGGUCGUUGUUUUAGGUUCAUUGGAGCUCAUAGAUGAAGGCGAGACGGACCACAAGAUUAUUGCCUUGCGGGCGUCGGACCCGCGCGCGUCGUCCGUGAGGUCGUUGGAUGAUUUGGAACGGUCCUCGCCGGGAUUGACCGCUCGAUUGGUGGACUGGCUCAAGAUGUACAAGACGUCGGACGGCAAGGGCAUCAAUCAGUUGGCGAACAACGAGCGGCCGACGUCGGCGAGCGAGGCCGAGGCCAUCAUCGCCGAGUGCGAGCAGCGCUGGCGGGCGCUGCUCGCGGCGCCGAACGCGCGGCCCGAGUUCUGGCUGCCGCACUGACUAGGCGCCCCCUGAUAUCUCCUGUGUAACGUAUGAUAUCUU
Messenger RNA from Pelagomonas calceolata, 3709 nucleotides. Lineage: Eukaryota; Pelagophyceae; Pelagomonadales; Pelagomonadaceae. The record is from the annotation of a GenBank genome assembly.